Messenger RNA from Punctularia strigosozonata HHB-11173 SS5, 660 nucleotides. Its product is annotated as oligosaccharide biosynthesis protein Alg14 like protein. Gene Ontology annotation, biological process: dolichol-linked oligosaccharide biosynthetic process. Gene Ontology annotation, cellular component: UDP-N-acetylglucosamine transferase complex. The coding region runs from base 1 to 660 and encodes 219 amino acids. The record is from RefSeq and is a predicted model, not a curated record. Lineage: Eukaryota; Fungi; Basidiomycota; Agaricomycetes; Corticiales; Punctulariaceae. The transcript is spliced from 4 exons.
AUGUUCUCAGCCCUGGGUGUUGUUGUGCUACUAUCAUUCGCCGCGCUACUGAGAAUACUCUGCAUCUUGCCUCGCGAGAAGAAAUCGCUGCAAGCAGGCUCUCGUCAACACGCAUGUAGCCUUGCUGUAUUUCUCGGUUCUGGUGGCCAUACCAGCGAAGCACUCACGCUCGUCUCUACCCUGGAUUUCAAUCGCUACUGUCCGAGGAUCUAUAUAGUAAGCGAAGGCGAUGCCUUAAGUACCAACAAAGCCAAAAGCUUGGAGGCACGGAAGGCAUCGACAAUGUCCGACGGCGGGAGCGCAGCUCCCUAUCGAAUCAUCACCAUCCCACGCGCACGGCGGGUGCAUCAACCAUUCGUCACAACGCCCCCGACGGCCCUUGUUUCCCUCCUGUCCAGCUGGAGCCUCAUGCUCCAACCGGGCCGAAGUGGGAUCGAUGGAGCGUUCCCGGAGGUUUUGCUGCUCAAUGGUCCAGGCACCUGCGUGGUGCUCUGCAUCGCGACAUAUCUGAACCGCUUCUUCGGGAUCCGCUCUCCUCGGCUCAUUUAUGUCGAAUCCUUCGCUCGGGUUAGGACCCUGUCGUUAUCCGGAAGGCUACUGAGACCUUUCGUUGACCUGGGAGUACAUGCCGUUACUUCUUCCCCUUGGAGCUUGCUCUAA